AUGUUUAGUAGCGGCGUGUGCAGCAACAGCAGGUGCAGCGAGGGCCGGUGCAGCAGCAACAGCAGCAGACGCAGCAGAAGCCGGUGCAGCCGUAACAGCAUAGCAGCACGUGCAGCAGCAGCAGCAGCAGCAGCAGCAAGUGCAGCAGCGGCAGCAGCAGCAGCAAGUGCAGCAGCAGCAGAUGCGGAGACGCACAGCGAGCGCAUUUGUAGUAGGCAACGAAAUUUGUGCUCGAAAGAACCAAGCCCACGAUCGCCAUCACAGACUGCAGCAGCAGCAGCAGCAGCAGCAGCAGCAGAAGCAGGAAAGUGGCAAAUCAAGCAGCAGCAAGAGAAGCAGCAGCAGAGACAGCAACGGCAGCGCAGGCAGCAGCAGCAGCAGCAGCAGCAAAGAGCCGCUGAGAAGAGGCCUACAAGCAUUCUUCAGGGACACAACAAAAACAAGCAGCAGCAGCAGACGUUGUUCUUGCUGCUGCUGCUGCUGCUGCUGCUGCUGCUGCUGCUGCUGCUGCUGUUGAUCGGCCGUGGGCGGGGCGCGAGCGGAAGCAGCAGCGGCAGCAGCAGCAGCAGCCAAGAAAAUCAAGCAAAAGCAGCAGCAGCAGAAAAGCCAGCGUUGCAACGCCGCAGCAGGAGGAAGGCCGCUGCUGCUGCAGCCAGCGAAAGCAGCAGCAGCAGCAGCAGCAGCAGCAGCAGCAGCAGCAGCAGCAGCAGCAGACCUGCCGGAGACGUUUUUGACAGUCCAGAAGUCCAGAGAGAGCAGCACCAAAGUGAGGACAAAAGAGACAACAAAGUCGCUGUCUCCUUUUCUCCCCGCAAACAGCACCGAGCCAAACAGGUAGCUGCAGCAGCAGCAGCAGCAGCAGCAGCAGCAGCAGCAGCAGGGGCGAGUGGGCAGCAGCAGCAGCAAAGGCCCCCGCAGCAGCCUUAA
This is a messenger RNA of Eimeria necatrix, 927 nucleotides long. RefSeq lists its product as hypothetical. Bases 1 to 927 code for a protein of 308 amino acids. The record is from RefSeq and is a predicted model, not a curated record. NCBI's taxonomy places the organism in Eukaryota, Apicomplexa, Conoidasida, Eucoccidiorida, Eimeriidae. The transcript is spliced from 2 exons.